AUGUUACUAGACUACAUGCUUAAGCUCGCAAGUUCGGGCAAAGAUUCUUCAGAUGGCCGCAUAUCCAUAGGAAAAAACUCACGGUCGGAGCAAAAACACAUCGUGAUUAAGGACCUGGCACUGGUGAAUGAAGUCCGUAACGCAAUGACUCUCCGAUAUAAUGAUUUCAAAGUUGGCAUCUCGGGAGACAGAACCAGUGACGUGCGUCUACUCCUUCCUUUCCAACCAACACGAUCAAACCCCUUGAACGUGCUUCCACCUCCUUUGCCCACAGGUUCUGUGAUCCAAAACAUUGCGAUGACCUCUUAUCUCGACCUAGAGGAUGAAGAUUGGGUACUGGCUGUCAAGCUCUAUGGCUCUAAGAUUAAGCUUUUUAGGCGCUCAUACAAACCUACUUGGAUUGAUGUAAACUACAUGCCUCCGUCUAUAUACACAACCUCGAGCCUCAUGUAUUCUAAGAAAGAUGAAAGGUUCUACGUUCCAACUCCUGGAGGAGAUUACUUGUACUCUUUGGAUUCUAAGUCAACGGAAGAUGAUCGUCCCGAGUUCAUUGGCUUGUGGACUGAAGAUUUAACUAAGUAUUUGAAUGAGAACCAGUUGGAGGUAAAUACGUUUACCACGACAGUCCACUUCUUGGAGCCACCUUCAGGUGAACAAUUCUUCGUCAAAUGGUUUUUCUAUGAUGAAUAUGAGAUUUACAAAGGGUCGAAGCAAGUCACAAGCAGAACAGUAGACUUCAUCGUGUUUAGAGCAGAGGACCAUCCUAUAGAAAAGAAGAAAAAACAAUUGUUCUACACAGACGACAUUGGAGAUCUUUGUAUCUUUCUUGGACAUGGUGAACCUUAUUGCGUCCGGGCUAGCUCGCAUCCUGGUCUCAGAGCUAAUUGCAUCUAUUUUUCGGGAUACAACUUUGGAACUUACGAUAUCAACACCAAACGUUGCAAUAUGUUUUUCGCUGAGGAAGAUAUAUUGAGUUCUACCAAGUUCCCUUACUGGCCUCAUCCCUAA
Messenger RNA from Brassica napus (rape), 1008 nucleotides. RefSeq lists its product as uncharacterized. The record is from RefSeq and is a predicted model, not a curated record. Bases 1 to 1008 code for a protein of 335 amino acids. The transcript has 2 exons. NCBI's taxonomy places the organism in Eukaryota, Viridiplantae, Streptophyta, Magnoliopsida, Brassicales, Brassicaceae.